GUUACCACUGGGGUGGACUGGUCUCCCUACUACAGCACAGCAGAAGCAUUGGGGAAAUUCCACAGCUGUGUGUGGCUUUUUUUUAUCGCGUUCACUCAAAUAGCAUUGCUGAACGUGCUUACAAGUAUUUUUGUUGAAAGCGCACUGAAGAUCGCGGAGCCAGACCACGUGGAGAAAGCGUUGCAUUUUGCGGCAUACGACCAUGAGAUCACAAAUCAUCUUCGGAUACUGUUGUACGAGGAGUUUGGGUUGCUCGAUCACUCUGCAUUUCCCAUGGCGACAUUCUUCCAGAAAGUCCACGGCACGAAGCUCAACCAUUACAUGAAGUUCAUUGGUGUCAACGCAGUGGAGAUGGAGCGUUUGAUGACCAUGAUCCAAAGUAUGGGCCGCUCCCAACUAAUAACGACCGGUGCCUUCAUCAAAGGGUGUAUGAAGGUCAGAGGUGAGGCCAGGUCAUUGGAUAUGCAGCACCUGCUCCUCGCUAUGCAGUUCAUGCAGAAGAACCAGGCGGAGAUAAAGAAGAACCAGGCGAGCAUGCAGAAGAACCAGAUGGACAUUAUCACCCGCAUGUCCAGCAAUAGGGCGCCCCUCAACGACAACUGA
Prorocentrum cordatum is the source of this 603-nucleotide messenger RNA. NCBI's taxonomy places the organism in Eukaryota, Dinophyceae, Prorocentrales, Prorocentraceae. The record is from the annotation of a GenBank genome assembly.